Molecule: messenger RNA, 2912 nt
Organism: Athene cunicularia (burrowing owl)
Lineage: Eukaryota; Metazoa; Chordata; Aves; Strigiformes; Strigidae
Gene: CCDC13
Product: coiled-coil domain containing 13
Exons: 16
Coding region: 445-2427 (660 amino acids)
Biological process (GO): non-motile cilium assembly; cytoplasmic microtubule organization
Cellular component (GO): centriolar satellite
Source: RefSeq, a predicted model, not a curated record
AAAAGAGGGAACCCCCUCUCCCCACACAGCCGGUCUGUGGCAGGUCCCUCCGCGCCGGGUGUGCAGUCUGCACUCAGGUAGGCUGGAGGGCUAAAGGUUGCCCUCUGGCCAUCGCCCAUACCCACCACGAGGCCUGGGGGCUGUGCAGAGAAACGGGACUCCGCUGUUUGCACCUGUCAGCCCUUAACGCAUCUUGUCCACUCCCGUGGUGUCUGCAGACAGGCGUGGGGGUGAAGCUGCGGCCUGUGCACCUCUGCCCGUACAGUGCAUACAGGCACACAGUGUGCAUUGUGGCACUUUGUCCAGAGUUAAAAAGUCACAAAAACUUUUCUGAAGACUGUUUGAAAGACCUUUAUGGAAAAAGGCACUUGAAGCAAGGCAAUGGGGCUGGAGAGCACAGUGGCUGAGAGGAGGCAGUGGCAGGGAGACUGCUCAGAGUAAACUAUGGAGCCGGACAUAAAAGUGAAUGAACAUUUUAAAACCCAGUUUAAGGCUUAUCAAGAACAGCGGCAAAGGCGGUUGCAAAACCUAAUGGAGAGGAAGAAGGGAAAACAGAACAGUCAGAAGGGUGAUAAUGGCACUGCAAAGGAAACUUUUGGAAUCCCAAAUGAUCUAAACCUGUUUGAAACAAGACAACCUGUAAAUGAAGAUGACAGCAAAAGGUUGCUUGAGGAUCAGCUUCGAGAGGUCCGAGAUGAGAACUGCAGACUAUACAAACUGGUGACAGAGAAAGAUUUUGAAAUAAAGCAACUUCAGAAAAAAUUACAGGAGGACAGAUUGGCUUUGUCGGGGAUGUCUGGUUUAGCUGGAGAUGUUGCAGCUACGAAAAUAGUUGAAUUGGCCAAAAAGAAUCGUGAGAUAACUGCCGAGACUGAGAGUGAAAAAACCAAAGUGAAGCAACUGAAUAACAGAGUUAAAGAGCUGGAGAGAGAACUACAGACAGCUGUAGAAAAAAUACAUUCUCUUGAUGGCAGUGAUGCAGGAAUCAAGAAAUCAACUCUGAAGAUGAUAGAAGGAAACUUGGCUGAAAGUCCAAAGGUGAAAGCGUUGCAAGAAAAAUUAACCACAGCCAACUUUAAAGUGGUGGAGUAUCGUAACCAACUCCAAUUUGCAAAACAGGAACUAAAGAUGACCCAAAAGCUUUUAGCAAAUGAAGUUGGUGAAGAUGUGAAUAUUCAGAGUCUCUUGAUGAAUUCUGGCAGCUGGCGUGGACGAGCCCAGCAAAUUCUUGUUCUCCAAAGCAAGGUUCGAGAGCUGGAGAAUCAGUUGAGCCAAAACAAGACCAGAACAUCACUGACUGAGACUGAUGAGGAAUUGCUGGCAUUUACUGAUCCAAGGAAGUUGUCAGCCCAAGAGAAGAACUUGUUGAAGAUUCGCAGCUUGGAAAAAGAAAAGAAAGAAACCUUGGGGAAACUCGCUGGGGAAUAUGAUUCUCUCCAAAAAAGUCAUGAGGAAGUGAAAAAAAAACUUGAUGCAUCAAAAGCCAGGAACAAAAUCUUGUGCAGUGAAGUGAAAAUUCUGAAGGAACAGAUCAUAACCUUGCUGGAGAAAGGAAAACACGACGAUGAGCUCAUAGAUGCCUUGCUGAUCCAACAGAAGCAAAUGCAGGAGAUUUUAAAGGACCUGAGCCAGAAGGAUGAGAAGAACAAGGAGUCCCAGCAGAUGUUAGGGCAGCUCUUGUAUAGUGAGGUUCCGAAACAAAACUGCCUUAUAGAGCAGCUCAGACAGAUGGUGAUUGAACGAGAAGCAAAGGUUAAAGAGCUGGAAGAGGAGAUUGAGCAACUCACACUUCAGGGGGACAGUUCAGGAGCUGCUGAUAAACCAUCUUCUCAGCAUUUGGAAGAUCCAGGUUUUACUCUGUUUAAGCCUCUAACAUCAGGCAGCAAUCAGGUUGGAAAGAUUGGAUCUGCUUGGGUUGCUGGCACUGACAGCCCGGAUUUGAAAGUGCUGCAGACACAGAUCACAGAGCACAAGGCUCUCUGCCAGGCUGCUGAAGUGGAAAGAGACAGGCUCCUGGAACUGGUCACUGUGCUGCAGAAAAGGGUGGAGGAAGCUAGCAAUAAAGUCUUGAAAGCUGAGAAGAGGCUUCAGAAAGAGCAGCAGCGAUGUGUUGUUUUGGAACAGCAGCUUGGAAAGCUACAAAUGGAUCCAGAGCAGUCUGCGAGUCACUCAGGACUCCCCUUGAAUUGGAGCGAUAGGAAGGAGCUCUCUGCAGCCCAGCUCUCCGAGUUGCCCCUAGAAUCACAGAUAGAGGAGCUGAGCACAAGGCUUGUGACCCAGCUGGAUGAGAAUGAAGCUCUGAAGGCCGCUUUGCAGUCUACUGUGAGAAACAAAGAGGAAGACUUUAAACUGUAUCAAGACACAGUGGAGCAAGUGAAAGAUAUCUUUUUACAGGCCAUUCAGCAGCAGAAAGAAGAGAAGACUUAAGCAAGAUAUUCAUAGUUCUUUGGACUGCAAAGCAGAGAGAGAGCCCAGGCAUCAUGCCCAUGAAUUGAAAUGCAGUGGCAGUGUAGUUUUGCAGCCUCAGAUCGUAUAAUUUCUUUAGCAUUUUCAGAAGAGGAUUAAAAAUGGAGAUGAAAUACAAAAAGAGUGAUGGUUUUGCAUGUCAGCAAAUCCUGUCUGUAAGAGUUAGCAAGCAGCUGCACAUGCCGUAGAUAGAUGCAGUUUAGGAAGCCACAGUUCUGCAGUGUGAUUUUGGGCAAAACCUUCCGAGUUUCAACAGAAUUUUCCUCAAGAGGGCUUGAUAUUCAAUAUGCUGCUGCCUUUAUCAGCUCAUAAAGGAAUUUGCCAUACAAAAGUUAUGCCAGUUCCCUUCCAAAGUCAUGCCAGGAACAAACUGAGCUGUUUUUAUCGGCACACUGAUACCUGUCUGUCUCAGGCUUUCCUGGUAGUACUCAAGUGCUGAGGGAGUG